Bufo bufo (common toad) is the source of this 2245-nucleotide messenger RNA. It is a transcript of the gene SETD7, whose product is annotated as SET domain containing 7, histone lysine methyltransferase. Bases 116 to 1216 code for a protein of 366 amino acids. Lineage: Eukaryota; Metazoa; Chordata; Amphibia; Anura; Bufonidae. The record is from RefSeq and is a predicted model, not a curated record. Gene Ontology annotation, molecular function: protein binding; histone H3K4 monomethyltransferase activity. Gene Ontology annotation, biological process: regulation of DNA-templated transcription. Gene Ontology annotation, cellular component: chromosome. The transcript has 8 exons.
CUGUGUCCACCGGGGGGCGCUGGUAGGCAGGCGCACAGACUCUGUGGAGGGAGGGGGCGCUCUAGAGCCACCCGCAUGCUGAAGAACUUGGUGUCUGUCACUGGCGGCGGAAGCCAUGGAUAGCGAUGAUGAAAACGUGGAGGAGACGGUGGCAGGCCAACUGGAUGAUGACGGCUUGCCCCAUGGGCUCUGUACUGUCAGUUACAGCUCCACAGACCGCUUUGAGGGACACUUUGUACAUGGGGAAAAAAACGGUCGUGGGAAAUUCUAUUUCUUUGAUGGAAGUACUUUGGAAGGCUUCUAUGUUGAUGAUGCUCUACAAGGACAAGGGGUAUACACUUAUGAGGAUGGUGGGGCUCUGCACGGUACAUACGUUGAUGGAGAACUGAACGGGCCGGCGCAAGAAUAUGACUCAGAUGGAAAAUUAAUAUUUAAAGGUCAAUACGGGGACAACAUACAACACGGAGUCUGUUGGAUUUACUAUCCAGAUGGAGGAAGCCUUGUGGGUGAAGUGAAUGAAGAUGGAGAGAUGACUGGUGAGAAAAUUGCUUAUGUUUACCCAGAUGAAAAGACUGCCUUGUACGGAAAGUUUAUUGAUGGAGAAAUGUUGGAAGGAAAAUUGGCUACAUUGAUAUCGGUGGAGGAAGGAAAGCCAUACCUUGAGAUUGUCCCUGGCAGUAACGUCUAUACAUUUGAUAAAUCUACUCCAUCCUGUAUUUCUACAAGUCCUUUGCUUCCAGAUCCUUAUGAAUCAGAAAGAGUGUAUGUAGCAAUUUCUAUGAUUUCCAAUGCUGGAGAAGGUCUAUAUGCUAAAAUAAGUAUAGGCCCUAAUACUGUGAUGUCAUUUUAUAAUGGUGUGCGGAUUACACAUCAAGAGGUUGACAGUAGAGACUGGUCGUUAAAUGGCAACACAAUUUCUUUAGAUGAUGAAACGGUGAUUGAUGUACCAGAUCCUUACAAUAUAACUACCACAUAUUGUGCUUCCUUGGGACAUAAGGCCAACCAUUCUUUUUCUCCUAACUGUAUUUACGACAUGUUUGUCCAUCCAAGAUUCGGACCUAUCAAGUGUGUCCGAACCAUCAAGGCAGUGGAAAAGGAUGAAGAACUUACUGUGGCCUAUGGCUACGACCACAACUCGGCAGGAAAAAAUGGCCUAGAGGCACCAGAAUGGUAUCAGCAGCAGCUAAUGGAGUUUGAGCUGACUCAGCAGAAGUGAAGAACCACCCUUUUUUUCUUCUGUGCUUCGGGUAACUGGAUCUGUGCAUUCUGUUUCUACUGAAGGUUUCUGGACGUUCAGGGGGCCUCUCAGAAUCACUGUAGACUAAUCUCCAUCUUGUGAUGUUACUAGUUAUUAUUAAACUUGUACUCAGAAUACACAUUAGCUUUGUGACUAUGUCCUACACUUUAAAAAUGCUAAAGCUAUUUUAUUAUUAGGCAAAUAUUGAGAGGCUUGGUAGGUAUUUUAUAAUUUUUACAUUUUAUAGGCAUCAGAAAGCCAGAGGGGAAAUAGGGCAUACAUAUUAGGACCCAAAAUAUGUUUUUUUAUUUUUUAUUUAUAUGCCAUUGAGAUGGUUACAAAGCAACUUAAUUUUAAAUUUGUGCAAUAAACUAGCAUCUUACAUGCAAACUAGAGAAGGCAAAGGGUAUUUGUUGUCUUUAAUACAAUGUGAUAUUUUCUAUCUAAUUAGGGAAAAAACUGAAUAAAAUAAAGCCUCUGAUAAAUCAGUCUGUGGUACAACUGCCCUUGCAGGUAUGGGAAACUGAGAGCUUUUGGUAUACGUUUUGUAUCACAUAAUGUACUAUGUUGUGUAUUACAUAAUAUGUGGAGCGCCAGUGCAUUUGUGAAUGUACGUGGCUAGAAAUACCAGACCAAUAUGUGAGUUAUCUGUAAGACUCUGUUCCCCUCACAUCAGGGCAAUGUGUCUGGAGUAUUCCUCAACUGGUAUCCCUGAUAUAUGCCUAUACAGAGGUAUAAUGUACGGUAUAUUGGCAAUUGGCUACACUUUUUUUUUUGCAGUAUCCCAUUGUAUAGGAAAGCACAUUGUGCUGCACGCUCUGACAGAGUUAAGAAAAAAUAAUGUCACCAAGGGGACACUUAUUUGGCCUCCCAGUAGGUGUUCUAUUGCUAUAUUUGGCAUAAACACAUGGACCUUCCCAGCACAUAAACAUGUUCACAUAAUGUGAUGUGAACACAGCCUAAAAUUAUUUUCUAACGUACUGAUCUCUUAGUGAUGCAUAUGUAAUG